AUGUCUUCCUCGCCCUUCAUCUCCUCGCUCGCCACGCUGGGCCUCGGCUACUCCAUCGCCAUCGCGCUCGGCUUCCUCGUCCUGCUCGCAUCCGUCCUCCUCGCCUCCUACUUCUGCUUCCGACACGGCGACGCCGGCCACUUCACCGGCGCCAUCACGCCCACGUCCAGCUCCAGCUCCAGCCACCUCUCCAUCACCGUCCCGCGCGUGCUCUUCGUCGCCGAGGGGUCCGAGUCCCCCGAGGCCUACUCCUCGGCGGCCGCGGCCGCCUCGUCGCCCGUCGGCCUCGACGCCGCCGCCAUCGCGUCGUACCCCAAGGCCCCCUUCUCCAGGGCCGCGGCCGGCGGCGACGCCAUGUGCUCCAUCUGCCUCUGCGAGUACGUGGACGGCGAGAUGCUGCGCUUGAUGCCCGAGUGCAGGCACCGGUUCCACGUCGUGUGCCUCGACGCCUGGCUGCGCAGGAGCGCCUCCUGCCCCGUGUGCAGAUCGUCGCCCAUCCCCACGCCGGUCGCCACGCCGCUCGCCACGCCCCUCUCGGAGCUCGUCCCGCUCUCGCAGUACGCCGCUGACCGGAGGCGUAGGUGA
This is a messenger RNA of Lolium rigidum, 585 nucleotides long. Its product is annotated as RING-H2 finger protein ATL67-like. The transcript has a single exon. NCBI's taxonomy places the organism in Eukaryota, Viridiplantae, Streptophyta, Magnoliopsida, Poales, Poaceae. The coding region runs from base 1 to 585 and encodes 194 amino acids. The record is from RefSeq and is a predicted model, not a curated record. Gene Ontology annotation, biological process: protein ubiquitination. Gene Ontology annotation, molecular function: transferase activity.